Molecule: messenger RNA, 3191 nt
Organism: Diprion similis
Lineage: Eukaryota; Metazoa; Arthropoda; Insecta; Hymenoptera; Diprionidae
Exons: 10
Coding region: 18-3191 (1057 amino acids)
Molecular function (GO): UDP-glycosyltransferase activity
Source: RefSeq, a predicted model, not a curated record
GCCUCGAACGGUCAAAGAUGUCGCGACAUAUAAUAUUCGUUGCACUUAUCCUGAUGACGAGUGUUUUGCAUCAAGGAUGCACCUCGAGAAUUCUCGGUGUGUUUCCUUUGCCUUCGAUCAGUCAUCAAGUCGUAUAUCGUGGACUGACUUUGGCGUUAAGAGAGCGAGGUCACGAGCUUAUCAUCGUCACCACGGACCCGGUCAAGGAUCCAACCCUGACAAACUACACGGAGAUAGAUGUGAGCUUUUUGUAUGGGGAAUUCAACAAGGAUUUAGACUGGAUUGCUCAUCGAGAGACCAACACGUGGCUUGAUUCGGUACAGAGUUUGGCGCCGAAGUUUAUGCAGGUGACUGAAACCGUGCUUGGCCAUCCGGAAAUGAAAAAGCUCUAUUCUACGAACAGUGGUGAAAAGUUCGACUUGUUAUUGGUCGAGAUGCUUGUUUGGCCAGCGUUGUUCGCUCUUGGUGAACGACUCGAUGUUCCAGUCGUUGGUAUGUCGUCGUUGGGCCUGAAUGUUGAAAUGCAUUACGGGAUCGGAAAUCCCAUAAUGCCUUCUCAUCCUUCACAUUGGGAUGCUAAAAUACAAGUAAUUGGAAAGCUGACCUUCUGGCAGAGGUUGCAGAAUUUCGUCCAGUUGUGGACAUUUCUGUACUGGUACAGAACAGAUUACAUGCAAGAGCAGCAGGCCACUGCACGAAAGUACUUUGGAAACGAUAUUUCCGAUAUCGGUGAAUUAGAAAAAAACGUCAGUCUGGUUUUCGUCAAUCAACAAUCGUCGAUUUCGUUCGUUAGGCCGAAUAUUCCUCGAGUUAUAGAUAUCGGUGGAUUCCACAUGUCGAAGCAGACAAAGCCUCUGUCGAAGGACCUUCAAAAUAUUUUGGACAAAGCAACGCAAGGUUUCAUAUACAUGAGCCUUGGAACAAACGUGAAAAGCAUCAUGUUGAGUAACGAAACACGGGAAGAAUUUGUAGCCGCAUUUUCUCAAUUGCCCUACACCAUUCUUUGGAAAUUUGAGGGUGAUGUUCUUCCCGGACAACCAGACAAUGUGAUAAUCAUAAAGUGGGUCCCACAGCAGUCUGUUUUAGCGCACCCGAAUAUAAAAGCUUUUAUAUACCAAGGAGGACUCCAGAGCACAGAAGAGGCGAUUUCUCACGCCGUUCCCUUGAUCGGUUUACCAGUGUUAGCCGAUCAGGACACGCUUGUAAACAAAAUGGUGUCUCUUGGUGUUGGUCAAAAUUUGAAUAUUUUAAGCGUUAACAGGGUAGAUCUGAUGAAAGCAAUUCACUCCGUUGUGCUAGACAGCAGCUACAAACAGCGGAUGCUGAAGUUGCGGGAUUUGGUAAGAGACAAGCCCUACGAUUCUUUGAAGAACGCGGUUUGGUGGACGGAACACGUGAUACGUCACAAGGGUGCUCCUCAUCUCCACUCGACGACCGCCGACGAUCCCUGGUAUCAGCGGCAAGAUAUGGACUUGAUUUUUAUCAUUUCAUCUGUGAUUUUCAUAACUUUGAUUAUAACACAUCAAUGUUACGUUCGCGGUCCAAGCCAAUCAGAAAUAGUCAGAAAACCACGGUGUCAUUAUUCCGGGCAAACGAUAAUGUCGCGGUACUUAUUGUUAGUUACACUGAUCCUGGUCAUGCAUAAUCUGCAUCAAGUAUGUAACGCAUCGAGAAUUCUGGGCAUAUUUCCGAUGGCUUCUUUAAGUCAUCAGGUCGUAUUUCGGGAAUUGACUCUAGCGCUGAGGGAGCGAGGCCAUGAACUCGUUGUUGUGACUCCAAACCCGAUCAAUGAUUCGACUCUUAGUAACUACACGGAGAUAGAUGUGGCUUUUCUGUACGAUAUUUUCACUGAAGACAAUGACUGGAUAGCCCUUCGAAAAAAAGAAACGUGGCUGAGGAUCGUCAGGAAAAUAAAACCAAAAUUGUUGUCGAUGACCAAAGGCAUCCUCGGCCAUUCGGAAUUAGAAAAGCUUUACGCGCCCAAUAGUGGAGAAAGGUUUGACUUGAUGUUAAUUGAGAUGCUUUACUGGCCAGCUUUUUUGCCCCUCGCUAAACGAUUCGACGUUCCAGUGAUAGGUAUGGCGUCUCUGAGUCUCUCAGUUUACAUGCAAUACGGAAUCGGAAAUCCGAUACUAUCUUCUCACCCAUCAACUUGGGACGACGGUGCGGUGGAUUUGGAAGACCUGACAUUUUUACAAAGACUGAAAAACUUCGUACAAACAUGGAGAUUCAUGUACUGGUACAGAACAGAUUACAUGAAGGAGCAGCAAGAGAUUGCGAGGAAAUAUUUUGGCAAUGAUAUUCCUGAUAUCGGUGAUAUUGAAAAAAAUAUCAGCCUAGUUUUCGUCAAUCAACAGGCACCAAUUACAUUCGUGAGACCAAAUGUUCCCAGUAUUAUAGAUAUCGGUGGGGUCCACGUGUCGAAGCAGAGCAAGCCUUUAUCGAAGGACCUUCAGAGGAUCCUGGACGAAGCAACGCAAGGCUUUAUAUACAUGAGCCUUGGAUCGAACGUCAAGAGCUCAACGUUGAGACAGGAAACACGGGAAGAAUUUAUUGCCGCGUUUUCUAAACUGCCUUACACCGUUAUUUGGAAAUUUGAGAAUGACUUUCUCCCAGGCAAACCAGACAAUGUUGUUACCCUAAAGUGGGCACCACAACAAUCUAUUCUAGCGCAUCCGAAUGUAAAAGCUUUCAUAUACCAAGGAGGACUUCAGAGUACAGAAGAAGCAGUUUCUUACGCUGUCCCCGUGAUUGGGUUACCAGUAUUUGCCGAUCAGGAUACACAAGUCACUAAAAUGGUGUCCCUUGGUGUUGGAAAGCAGUUAGAAAUUCUCACAUUGAACAGGGUGGAUCUGAUAGAAGCGAUUCAAUCCGUCGCAACCGACAGCAGUUACAAGGAACGAAUGAUGGAAUUGCGGAACUUGGUGAAAGACAAGCCGUACGAUUUAUUGGAGAACGCGGUUUGGUGGACGGAACACGUGAUACGUCACAAGGGUGCUCCUCAUCUCCACUCGACGACCGCCGACGAUCCUUGGUAUCAGCGGCAGGACAUGGACUUGAUUUUCAUUAUUUCAAUCACGAUUUGGUCAGCUUUCAGUAUAACACUGUUUGUCUUGUAUAAAUCAUUGGUAUACAGUAUCAAUUUCUGGAAGAAUAAUCAGCAGUUGAUAAGCGAAAAGAAAAGGGCAUGA